AUGUCUCAAGUACUUCGCACCCCAACAACCCGUAGACUCCUGUCAUCCUCAACCCUCCCUCGCCUCUCCACUCGCACAUACUACAGCUACGAAACACCUCUCCCACCACCCUACCCACCCACCGAAAUCGCAAUUUUGUCUGCAGCACUCACCCACGUACCCAUAAACGGCUGGACGAAUGCAUCUCUACGUCAAGGCGCCCGCGACGCAGGAUACCCAGAUGUAUCUACGAACCUGUUCCCGAAAGCCGAGUUUGAAUUGGUGUUGUACCAUUUACGGACGCAGAGGUUGGGGUUAAAGGAGCGUGUGCAGUUUCAAGAGGAAGCGAGGUUGGGGGUGACGAGUAAGGUGAAGGCUUUGGUCAUGGAGAGGUUGAGGGGGAAUGUGGAGGUUGAUGUGCAGGAGAGGUGGCAGGAGAGAGGUAAACACAGNGCACUAGGUCUCAUGUCUCUGGCCGGCAAUAUCCCUCCCUCGCUCCGCGAACUCUAUCUCCUCGCAGACGAAAUCUGGUUCCUGGCUGGCGAUGAGGCGGUCGACAGUUCCUGGUACACCAAGCGUGCAACACUGAGCUCCAUAUACGCCGCGACAGAAACAUACUCGACUACAGAUCAAAGCACAGACUUCAAGGACACAGAGGAGUUUUUGAACAGGAGGUUACAAGAGGCGAGAGUGGUGGGAGGUGCGUGGAGGAACGUCAGGGAGUGGAUGAGUUUCCAGGGCAUAGCCACUGUCAACAUGGCGAGGAACUGGGGUGUGAGGAUAUGA
This is a messenger RNA of Aureobasidium vineae, 765 nucleotides long. Lineage: Eukaryota; Fungi; Ascomycota; Dothideomycetes; Dothideales; Saccotheciaceae. The record is from the annotation of a GenBank genome assembly.